Chrysochloris asiatica (Cape golden mole) is the source of this 441-nucleotide messenger RNA. Its product is annotated as regenerating islet-derived protein 3-gamma-like. NCBI's taxonomy places the organism in Eukaryota, Metazoa, Chordata, Mammalia, Afrosoricida, Chrysochloridae. Gene Ontology annotation, molecular function: signaling receptor activity; peptidoglycan binding; oligosaccharide binding. The record is from RefSeq and is a predicted model, not a curated record. The annotation marks the transcript as partial. Gene Ontology annotation, biological process: venom-mediated disruption of cell wall in another organism; positive regulation of cell population proliferation; antimicrobial humoral immune response mediated by antimicrobial peptide. The transcript has 4 exons.
AUGCUGCCUUCCGUGGACUUCCGUAGCAUGUACUUUAUGCUGCUAUCCUGCCUGAUGCUUGGAUUCCAGGUCCAAGGUGAAGAUUCCCAGAUGGAAAAUCCCUCUUCACGGAUCAGCUGUCCCAGAGGCUCCAAAGCUUUUGGUUCCUACUGUUAUGCAUUGUUUCUGACAGCAAGAAGCUGGCCUAAUGCAGAGAUAGCCUGCCAGAAGCGGUCCGAAGGACACCUCGCAUCUGUGCAGAGUUCACUUGAAGGAUCCUUCGUGUCCUCGUUGGUGAAGACCACAACAAACACCUAUGCAAACAUCUGGAUUGGGCUCCAUUACCCCACACAUGUCGGUGAACAAGGUGCAGAUAGUUGGGAGUGGACUAACGAUGACCUGAUGAGUUACACUGCCUGGGAAAGAGAUCCUUCCACCAUUUCAAACCCUGGAUACUGUGGA